CCUCACGCCACCGAAAUCAUUCGAUACCAUUACCAUCCAUAAUUCGUGUCAUUACGAACGAACGAAAACAUGCAUGUGUUCAAGUAAAGGUCUGUGCAUUGCUUUAUGAUCUGGUAAACAUUCGUCUUAUAGAAAGACAAUUCAGCAAUAGGAAACUUUCUGAACUUCGUGAAUCCAAUGGAAGGGAAUCUGUCCAAUAAUUCCCCGCCAAAAGAGACAAGGAAAAAUAAAAGACAUAGAGGUGGUCGUGAUAAGGUAAAGGAGACAGUAGCUGAAGGAGCCAAGUUGAAGGCAGCAGUGCCUGAAACAACCAAACUCAAGGUAGCAGUGCCUGAGGCAAUCAAACUGAAUGAGCCAGCUACUGAGGUAGCCAGGCCAGCCCAACCAAUGGCUCAAGUCAGCAAUGGUAAAAGUGUUCCAGCCUCUCACGUCAUCUUUGACUUGGAUGAGAGCAGCACCAGCAAUGAGGAGAACACAGAGGCGGAGGAGGAGAUUGGCCCUCUGAGAUCUGUCAGAGCCCCGCUGUCCACUCAGUCUUCCUACGAGGUGUCGGACAUUCUCAUGGAUCCCGCCUUACAUACACCCAACAUGAGGCACACAAUGUCAGGAAUUUCUUUGGACACUACUGCCAAACGCAAAUCAUAUGUUAAAGACUUUUGUGUGGCCACUCCUGAAGAAUUUGUGAAAAGUUUUGGAGGAAAUGUUGUUAUUAAUAAGGUUUUGAUUGCAAACAAUGGAAUAGCUGCUGUGAAAUGCAUGCGGUCUGUAAGACGAUGGGCAUAUGAAAUGUUUAGGAAUGAAAGGGCAAUCAAAUUUGUGGUUAUGGUCACACCAGAAGAUCUUAAAGCCAAUGCAGAAUACAUUCGCAUGGCUGAUCAAUAUGUACCAGUACCUGGAGGUACCAAUAACAACAAUUAUGCUAAUGUUGAGCUUAUAUUGGAUAUUGCUAAAAGAAUUCCAGUGCAGGCUGUCUGGGCAGGUUGGGGCCAUGCUUCAGAAAACCCAAAAUUACCAGAACUUUUGCAUAAGAAUGGAAUUGAAUUUAUAGGUCCACCUGAAAAUGCAAUGUGGUCUCUGGGUGAUAAAAUAGCUUCAUCUAUUGUAGCUCAAACAGCUGGUGUGCCAACUCUCCCUUGGAGUGGUUCAGGAUUGAAACUGAGCCAGCAUGAGCUGAAAAGUAAAACAUUGAUAGUACCAGCUGAACUUUAUCGCAAAGGCUGCACAGCAAAUGCAGAGGAGGGUCUGGAAGCUGCAAAAAAAAUAGGUUUUCCUGUUAUGAUCAAAGCGUCUGAAGGAGGGGGUGGAAAAGGAAUCCGAAAAGCAGAGAAUGCUGAGGAAUUUCCAAAUUUGUUUAGACAGGUUCAACAAGAAGUUCAAGGUUCUCCAAUUUUUGUGAUGAAAUUAGCCUCAGCUGCUCGACAUCUUGAAGUCCAGUUACUAGCAGACAAAUAUGGGAAUGCCAUUUCUUUAUUUGGUCGUGACUGCUCUAUACAAAGAAGGCAUCAAAAGAUUAUUGAAGAAGCACCAGCAGUGAUUGCUAGCCCAGAUGUUUUUGAGAAGAUGGAAAAGGCUGCAGUAACACUGGCCAAGAUGGUUGGAUAUGUCAGUGCUGGUACUGUGGAGUACUUAUACAAUGCUGAAGAAGACAACUUUCACUUUUUGGAGCUGAAUCCUAGAUUGCAAGUGGAACAUCCAUGCACUGAAAUGGUUGCUGACAUCAAUUUACCUGCUGCACAAUUACAGGUUGCUAUGGGCAUACCACUACACAGAAUAAAAAACAUCAGACUUUUAUAUGGUCUUGACCCUUGGGGAGACUCAGAAAUAGAAUUUGAAAAUCCAGUGAUAAAACCUAGCCCAAGAGGUCAUGUUAUUGCAGCAAGGAUAACAAGUGAAAACCCUGAUGAGGGUUUUAAACCUAGCUCUGGUACAGUUCAAGAACUAAACUUUCGCAGCAGCAAGAAUGUUUGGGGCUAUUUUAGUGUGGCUGCCUCUGGAGGUCUCCAUGAGUUUGCUGACUCCCAGUUUGGUCAUUGUUUUUCAUGGGGAGAAGAUAGAGAAGAUGCAAGAGAAAAUCUUGUCGUGGCUUUGAAAGAACUUUCCAUUCGGGGUGAUUUUCGCACAACUGUGGAGUACCUCAUCAAGCUGCUGGAAACAGAAACCUAUCAGCAAAACAGCAUAACCACUGCCUGGCUUGACAGACUCAUUGCAGAAAAGGUGCAAGCUGAAAAACCAGAUAUUAUGCUUGGUGUAGUUUGUGGUGCAUUGCACAUAGCUGACCAAGCAAUCCUUACAGGAUUUCAAGAUUUUCAAACAUCUCUAGAAAAAGGUCAAAUUCAACCUUCAUAUUCUUUAAAGAAUUCAGCUGAUGUGGAGUUUAUAUUAGAGGGUGUCAAGUUCAAAUUGAAAGUUGUGAAAACUGGACCAAAUGGCUAUUUCUUGUUAAUGAACAAAUCCACAUUAGACCUUGAAGCUCAUCGUUUGUCAGAUGGUGGUCUACUGUUGUCUAUAGGUGGCUCUAGUUAUACAACAUACAUGAAAGAACAAGUUAACAGUUAUAGGAUAACUAUUGGAAACCAGACAUGUGUUUUACAAAAAGAUAAUGAUCCAACUAUAAUGAGGUCACCAUCAGCUGGUAAACUGAUCAACUAUCUUGUAGAAGAUGGAGGUCAUGUCUUUGCUGGUGAUGUCUUUGCUGAAAUAGAGGUUAUGAAGAUGGUCAUGGAGCUUCGAGCAUCAGAAAAUGGAUGCUUGCAUUAUUCUAAGAGACCAGGUUCAGUUUUAGAUGCUGGCUGUGUUGUUGCCUAUCUCACCUUGGAUGAUCCUAGUAGAGUACAAAUGGCUAAACUGUUUGAUGGUCCAUUGCCAAGUCAGGAAAAUACAGCCACCCAUGGAGACAAGCGCCAUCAGGUUUUCCAGAAGGCAAAAGCUGAUCUGGAUAACAUUUUGUCUGGUUACAUAUUGCCUGAGCCUUAUUUCAAAGAAAGAUUGGCUUCGACUGUAGAUCAAAUGAUGAAGUGUCUCAAAGACCCCGCAUUGCCUCUUUUAGAGUUGCAAGAUUUAAUUUCAAUGAUACAAGGAAGGGUGCCCCAGCAUGAAGAGCGUGCAAUUCGUAAACUGAUGUCAAACUAUGCCAGCAACAUAACAUCUGUAUUGUGCCAGUUUCCUAGUCAACAGAUAGCAAGUGUGAUAGACAAUUAUGCUGCUACAUUAUCCAAACGGUCAGAUCGUGAUGUGUUCUUCAUGACCUGCCAGGGUAUUGUACAAUUAGUCCAGCGAUAUCGUAAUGGAAUCAGGGGCCAUUUGAAGUCUGUUGUACAGGAGCUACUGCGGCAUUAUUUGAGAGUGGAACUUCAGUUCCAACAAGGAUCAUAUGAUAGAUGUGUGCGCUCCAUCAGAGAAAAAAACAAAGAAGAUAUGCUAGCAGUUGUACAGACAAUAUUCUCUCAUGUUGCUGUUCAACACAAAAAUACUCUAGUCAUAAUGCUGAUUGACCAUCUAUGUGGCAAAGAGCCAGGUCUAACUGACGAGAUGGCAUCUAUUCUUAGUGAACUUACACAGCUAAACAAAACAGAGAACUCAAAAGUAGCCUUGAGGGCGCGCCAGGUUCUAAUAGCAGCACAUCAACCACCAUAUGAGCAUAGACACAACCAGAUUGAAUCUAUCUUCUUGUCAGCGAUUGACAUGUCUGGUCAUAAUUUCUGCCCAGAAAAUUUACAGAAACUAAUCAACUCAGAAACAGCUAUUUAUGAUGUUCUUCCAGAGUUUUUCUACCAUUCUAAUGAGGCUGUGAGGAGGGCAGCAUUGGAGGUGUACAUCAGGCGGGCAUACAUUGCCUAUGAAAUGAACUGCAUGAAACAUAGUCAGCUAGGUGAUGGAAAAUGUGUUGUGGAUUUUAGAUUUUUACUUCCUCGAUCACAUCCAAAUAGGAUGAUGGUCACACGUCUUGACACUGGAAUGAUAAGACUGAGCAGUAUGGACAAAGAUUCUGGGUCUGAUUCUGACCACUGGGAUGAGCCUCCACUUUGUCAACGUAUGGGUGUAAUGGUGGCUUUCCAGAGUAUGCAGGAGCUAGAGCAAUACUUUGCUGCAAUCUUGGAGCAGUUUCAGUCUUUAACACCUCCCUGCAGUCCUUUAAUCUGUGAUUUUGAGGAUGACAACAUAUCCACACAGUCAGGAUCUAAUAUUUCUGACUCAAGCUCUGAUGAUCCUACCCAUAUUAUCAACAUUGCCAUGAAACGCUUAGAUACUGAUGAUGAUGAUGCCCUUGCUGGUCUUUUCCAAGAAUUCUGCAGAGGAAGAACAAAGGAAUUAAAUGCAAGAGGCAUCCGCAGAGUUACUUUUGUUGUUGCUAACAGUGUAAGUUGUUCAACAUUCAUCGAAAGAGCAAUGCCCAAAUAUUUUACCUACAGAGCCAAGUUUGAGUUUUGUGAAGAUCGGAUAUACAGACAUUUGGAACCAGCUUUGGCUUUUCAGCUUGAAAUAAACCGUUUGAGAAAUUUUGAUCUUGAAGCUAUUCCAACUGCCAACUUAAAAAUGCAUUUAUAUCUUGGAAAGGCCAAGGUUGCUAAAGGACAAGAAGUUACAGAUUAUCGUUUCUUUGUGCGCAUCAUUAUCCGCCACUCAGAUCUUGUCACCAAGGAAGCUUCUUUUGAAUAUUUGGAAAAUGAGGGAGAACGCACAUUGCUAGAAGCCAUGGAUUCCCUAGAGGUGGCAUUUUCACAUCAGUCCAUGUCUUCUGAUGCUGCUAAUCAGCAGUCAAAGAAGACUGAUUGCAACCACAUCUUUUUAAAUUUUGUUCCGACCUUGACACUCACUGAACCUGGCAAGUUAGUAGAAACAGUACGAAAUAUGAUAAUGCGAUAUGGAUCCAGACUUUGGAAGCUCAGAGUUUUGAAUGCUGAACUGAAAUUUACUAUAAGAAUAACAGGUGCUGGUGGUGGCACGAGUUUCCCCAUUAGAGUUUUUAUCACUAAUGAAAGUGGGUACUACUUGGAUAUAAGUCUCUACAAGGAAGUUACUGACUCAAGGACAGGACAGAUAAUGUUUGAGGCGUUUGGACCUAAGCAAGGUCCUCUUCAUGGGUUGUUGAUCAGUACCCCUUAUCUUACCAAAGACCACCUGCAGCUCAAGCGGUACCAGGCCCAGUCAUCUGGCACAACCUAUGUGUACGAUUUCCCAGAAAUGUUCCGGCAAGCCCUUCUUAAGGUCUGGGAGUCACAUCUCAAGAGACUGCACAUGGAUGCCAGCCAAAUGCCUGUAGACCUUAUCACUGUAACAGAACUUGUAUUAGACAGCCACAAUCACCUCUGUACCAUGAAUAGAUUACCUGGAGAAAAUGAGAUUGGCAUGGUUGCAUGGAAGUUAACAAUCAAAACUCCAGAGAUCCCAACUGGCAGAGACAUUAUUCUCAUUGCUAAUGAUAUGACUUUCAAAAUUGGUUCAUUUGGGCCACAGGAGGAUUUGUUGUUUAAAAAAGCUUCAGAACUCUCAAGAAAGCUUGGCAUUCCUCGAGUGUAUAUCUCAGCAAACAGUGGUGCCAGAAUAGGAAUGGCUGAAGAGUUGAAGCAUUUGUUUAGAGUUGCUUGGUACGAUGCUGAUGACCCAGAGAGGGGAUUCAAGUAUCUUUAUCUUAGACCUGAUGACUAUAAAAAGGUUAGCACCAUGAACUCUGUUAGGGCUGAAUUGAUUGAAGAUGAGGGAGAAUCUCGCUACAAAAUUACUGAUAUUAUAGGGAAAGAAGAUGGUAUUGGUGUAGAGUCAUUACGUAUGGCUGGAAUGAUUGCAGGAGAAACUUCUCAAGCAUACAAUGAUAUUGUAACUAUAAACUUGGUGUCUUGUAGAGCCAUUGGAAUAGGUGCAUACUUGGUUCGUUUAGGUCAACGUGUUAUUCAAGUAGAAAGUUCUUUUAUUAUCCUCACUGGAGCUGGUGCCCUCAACAAGGUAUUGGGGAGAGAGGUUUAUACCAGCAACAGUCAGUUAGGAGGAAUACAAAUUAUGCACAACAAUGGUGUGUCCCACUCUGUUGUACCUGAUGACUUUGAAGGUGUAUGCAAGAUUUUACAUUGGUUGUCUUACAUGAGGCUGAAAAAAGGAGGACCUUUACCUAUACUACAGCCUUUAGAUCCAGUGGACAGGUUAAUUGAGUUUCACCCUACAAGAACUGCAUAUGAUCCACGUUGGAUGUUGGCUGGUCGAAGAGAGAACGGCAAGUUUAUGUCAGGUUUCUUUGAUCACGGAUCUUUUGAUGAAAUUAUGCAGCCAUGGGCACAGACAGUUGUUGCUGGAAGAGCCAGACUAGGGGGUAUUCCUGUUGGAGUUAUUGCAGUAGAGACCCGUUCAGUGGAGCUACACAUACCUGCUGACCCUGCCAAUGCUGACUCUGAAUCAAAGUUGAUUCAACAAGCAGGUCAAGUUUGGUUCCCAGAUUCUGCUUACAAAACUGCCCAAGCCAUUAAAGAUUUCUCCAGAGAAGAACUUCCAUUAUUUAUGUUUGCUAAUUGGAGGGGAUUUUCUGGUGGGAUGAAAGAUAUGUAUGACCAGGUCCUCAAAUUUGGCUCUUACAUUGUGGAUGCUAUAAGAGAGUACACACAGCCCAUCUUUGUUUACAUUCCUCCUUAUGGUGAACUGCGAGGUGGCUCUUGGGUUGUUGUAGACCCACUCAUCAACCCAGACUACAUGGAAAUGUAUGCUGACAGCUUGAGCAGAGGUGGAGUCUUAGAACCAGAGGGCACUGUUGAAAUCAAAUUCCGCAGAAAAGAUAUUGAGAAGUGUAUUAAACGCCUGGAUGUAGAAACCAAGAAAUUAGUGGAGAAAAUAUCUAGUCCUGGCCUGAAUGCAGAUGUGAAAGCUAGACUUGAAGCUGAGCUGAAAGAAAGAGAAGACCACCUUGUACCACUGUAUCACUCUGUGGCUGUUAUGUUUGCUGACCUGCAUGACACCCCUGGUAGAAUGGAGGAGAAAGGUUGUGUAACGAAAGUACUAGAAUGGGCAAAGUCCAGAGAAUUCUUCUACUGGCGUUUGCGCCGUCGACUGCUGGAAAAUCAUUUUAAAAAACUAAUGAAACAACACAUACCCGACUCUACACAAGCACAGUUAGAUUCUAUGUUAAGUCGAUGGUUUGUGGAGGAUAAAGGAACAAUAAAUACUUACCAGUAUGAAGAUGACAAGCUGACUGUAGAAUGGCUUGAAGAACAGAUGAAAGAUAGCAGUGAUAAAAAUGCAGUGAUGGAGAACAUUCGUUGUUUACAACGAGACUUUGUUCUGAGCCAGAUUAGGAAUCUGAUGGGCUCCAACCCAGAUAUUGUAAUGGACUCUAUUGUAUCCAUGACCCAGCAUUUGACCAGUACACAGAGAAAUGAAGUUGCUCGCAUCUUAGCUAACUUAAGUUCACAAGAAGAGACCACACAAGAAUCAUAACAAUUGCUUUGAGUUUUACAGUAGUGUAAAACUAAUUUUUUAAAUUUACUUAAAAUGGCAGUCCUGAUUGUAAAAAAAACAUACUAGAUCUACAUAUUUAUGUAGUACAAGAGCAUUGAAAAAAUAUGGACAUAGUUAAAGUGAACAAUUUUUAUGGUAUGACAUGAAGCUCCAAAGAUGACACAUUUUUAGGAAAACAAUAAAUGUAUAAUUUAUAAAAGGUGUCAACACUUAUUCUGUUAUGAUGUUGGUUUUGACUAUAUCAUUGUUACCACAAAUGUUUAAAACUAUUCCCAGAUUUCACUGUUAUAUUGUCAUAAUUAGUCAUGUAUUUAAAAAUUAAAUCUCACAAAAUAUUUAACAUAGUAGGUUGUGAUGGAUUUGUUAAAAAUAAUUUUGUAUUAGGCUUGUAAUGAUUUAAACCUGUUAAACCUUGGAGAUUAUUUAAAAUGUUUUUGUAAUUAAAAAGUCCUGUAUGUGUUUAAUAACGGCAAUAAACUAUUUAACAAACAUUUCAGCAUGCUUAGAAUAGAAUUGAAGUCUACUUAUCUCUGACAAUUAAUUUGCAUUAUUUUAGUUAUUUUUAUAAAUUUUCUUUAUUUGUUGAGUAUUUUAAGAAAUAUUGAAAUACUGUCCUAGAACUAGAAGCAUAAUAUAUAAUAAAUUGAAUCACCUUCAACAAACUAUUUUCACCAUGUACGUGAAAUUGUAGAAGACAAAGUUUUCAGCUUAUACUACAAUGUUUUCUCAGGUGUCAGUUAAGAUAGUAAAUUAUUUUGUUGAUUUAAUCUAAGUAUGUGCAUUGUGUUAGGAUACUACCUGACAGUUCACAUUGAGACUUGAAUUGUUCUGUUUUUGUUGAAGUGUUUCAAUGCUUAGAUUGUUUGUUGAUAACAGCUAUAGUCAUCUACAUUUUUUAAACUUAGAAACAGAUAUUUUUAUGAGGCAUUUCAGUUUUUGUUAACCAACUACUGUACUUUGUUUAUGAAUUUUAUAAUUGUUUUAAAAGUUUGCUGCUAAUUGUAAAAUUUAUAUUCAACUUCUUAAUAAAAGUUAAAUAUUUUUCAAAUAUUUGUCUUAAAAAUACUCAAUCCUCCAUAUAUAUUUUUUUUCUACGGUUUUGAAAUUAUUUUAGCUGUGUAGGUUAUUGAUACUGAUAUUACUUCCUGCAUUAGUUAAAUAUGCUUUGAAUUUUUUUUUAUAUUUAUUUUCUUGAUACAGAAAAAUGGAAAACUAUAGAAAUACUUUAUGAAAACUUAUCACAUCAUUUUCUGUUGUUCCACAUCACAAACAGCAAAUUAGAAAUGUUAUGAGCAUCUCUCGUGUAUAUUUUAAUAUUUUUCUCUAUCAUUUAACAUUGUUUAACCUAACUUGUUUUAUUGUUUAAGGAAAAACAAGUUGAAUGAAAGAUUAAUUAAAACAAUACACUGUUAGUACAUAUUACAAGUGCUUUUUGUAUGAUUUAAGUUCAUAAUGUGUGCAUUGAAAUUCUUAAAAAUCAUUCCAUAGUCUCUGUUUGAGCAUUCUGUGGCUUGAUGGUGAUGUCACAAUGUUGAUUAAUGCUAGUAUGUCAAGGUUUGUGUCAAAUGAUUUUGUCUUUCUCAUCUUUUGAAAACUAGAUUUUUAAAUAUUUUUUUUUGCAGAAUUUGUUGUUUUAGCUACUAAGAAAAUAAAUUUCAAUAAUUACAAGCUUUGAUUGUCAAUUCAAUGAAAUAACUAUAGUGUUUUAAUAACUCAAGGCUGGUUGAUUUUUCUCAGACACAAGUCAACAUGAAUUAAUAGAAAGCUCCAA
This is a messenger RNA of Physella acuta, 9208 nucleotides long. RefSeq names its product acetyl-CoA carboxylase. Lineage: Eukaryota; Metazoa; Mollusca; Gastropoda; Physidae. Gene Ontology annotation, molecular function: ATP binding; metal ion binding; acetyl-CoA carboxylase activity. Gene Ontology annotation, biological process: fatty acid biosynthetic process. Gene Ontology annotation, cellular component: mitochondrion. The record is from RefSeq and is a predicted model, not a curated record.